Messenger RNA from Catharus ustulatus (Swainson's thrush), 2806 nucleotides. Its product is annotated as vasoactive intestinal polypeptide receptor-like. Gene Ontology annotation, molecular function: vasoactive intestinal polypeptide receptor activity; peptide hormone binding; G protein-coupled peptide receptor activity. The transcript has 13 exons. Gene Ontology annotation, cellular component: plasma membrane. The coding region runs from base 505 to 1344 and encodes 279 amino acids. The record is from RefSeq and is a predicted model, not a curated record. Gene Ontology annotation, biological process: cell surface receptor signaling pathway; adenylate cyclase-modulating G protein-coupled receptor signaling pathway. NCBI's taxonomy places the organism in Eukaryota, Metazoa, Chordata, Aves, Passeriformes, Turdidae.
CACAGCACGCAGAGGCAGCGGCAGGACCGGCGGAGUGCGGAGGAUGCGAACUUUGCGCUGGCUGCUGCUGCCGCUGAAUGCAAAAUAUUCCAGCAGGUGGUCAAAGAGGAGGCUCUCUGCUCAGAGCACAACGAGUCUGCCUCAGCUGAUGUUAAAGGAUGUGCCAGAGAUUGGGAUGGUUUAACCUGCUGGCCCAGAGCCACUUUUGGGGAAGUGGUUAAAAUUCCCUGCCCACAAUUUUUUGAAGAAUUCACCAGUACCCAUGGUUUCCUUCAGAGGAACUGCACUCAGGAGGAAUAUUGGUCAGAGCCGUUCCCACCAUACACCAUUGCCUGUGGGUUUGAUGAAGGUUCCAGCAAAGGACCUGAGGAUCAGAAAUCCUAUUAUUCUGCAUUUUGGCGUGUCUACACCGCUGGCUAUGCAGCAUCUGUGACUUCACUCAUUACAGCUCUAAUUGUCUUUGCUGCCUUCAGAAAAUUCCACUGCACAAGGAAUUACAUCCACAUGCACCUGUUUGUCUCCUUCAUCCUGAGAGCAGUCGCUGUUUUCACCAAAGAUGCAGUUUUGUUUGCAGAUGAAACCAUGGACCACUGCCUCAUGUCCACGGUUGCUUGUAAGGCUGCUGUGGCCUUCUUCCAAUUCAGCAUUUUAGCCAACUUCUUCUGGCUUCUCAUCGAGGGCAUCUACCUGCAAACCCUGCUGCUGCUGACCUUUGUUUCCAACAAGAAGUUUGUGUGGUGGUUCAUAUUUACUGGCUGGGGAGCUCCCACUGCUGUGAUGUUCGCUUGGGUCCUCACACGAAUCCAUCAGCAGAACACUGGAUGUUGGGAUGAUGAUGAAAAUGGAGUGGUGUUAUGGAUCAUCAAAGGCCCCAUCCUGCUGACUGUAUUAAUUAACUUUAUUAUAUUCAUUAAUGUGAUCAGGAUUCUAGUCCAUAAAUUGAAAUCCCAAGAGGGAGGAGGGAAACAUUCAAGCCACUUUGUGAGACUUGCAAAAUCCACAUUGCUCUUGAUCCCCCUCUUUGGGGUGCACUACAUUGUAUUUGCAUUUUUCCCAGAGAGCACAGGUCUGGAGGCUCGGCUUUACAUUGAGCUGGGCCUGGGCUCGUUUCAGGGUUUUGUUGUUGCUCUCCUAUAUUGCUUCUCAAAUGCAGAGGUACAAACUGAGCUGAAGAAACAGCUGUGCAGGUGGCAGCACCAGGAAUACCUGACCUUCACCCACAGGCACGGGGCUUUGUCCAGGGAAACCAGCCCAGUCAACUACGUCACCCAGCUGUCCCUGCUGGACAGGAUCAGCCCCAAAAGGAGAACCUCUGUGCUCCAGGAUGGGGCCACCACUGUCUGAGGGGCUCCAGCUGCUGUCACACUGCAAUGUCCCACCCCAGAGUGACCAGCUGGACCCUUUGUCCUUUCCAUAGUGCCAGGAGCUUUCUGUAAAUUCCUUGUCCUGAGCAGGAGCUGCUUUUCUCUCCUGGUACAGAUCUGUGUCACAACCCUGGUUCUCUCUCUCCUGAAGCAGAAAACAACUUUGUUUUGUUGUGAAAAGCCAGAUUUUGAGCUAGAGUGAAUCAGCAAAUUAGCAAACAAGAACCAACCAAACAAAAAACCCCCCUACAUUAACUGUUCCCAGGCCCAGCAUGUUUGUCAUAUCUCUGUUAGCAUUUCCCAAAAUUUUCACUUUCCAAGACCACGAUUCCUAACCAUCAUUUGAAAGGGUUAUUUGCUGGCCAAGCUUUGCCAUAAUGAUUCCUGAUGUUUUACUGCUUGUUUUGAGAUGUCUUGAGACGUUCUGAUGGAAAUUAAGCACAGAAACCAGACAAGCCCUUACCUAUAGAAGAAUAAUCUGCUUUAAAAUGAAACUCAAACUCUCUUCAGUGGCACAAACAAGUUACAUAAAACACCUGCUUGAUUUUUUCUUUUUUUUUUUUUUUUUUUUGCUUUUAAGCCUGCUGAAGUGAGAUUAAAUUAGACCAGAGAAUCCUCAACCCUUUCUAGUUCCAAAGGAAAAUAUGGAGCAGGGGAAUAUUAGGCAGAUGAUGAGUGAAGGAAUAAAUGAGAGCAAACCCAAUGCCAGGUGUCAGCUGGGUACUUUGAGCCCAGAAUCACUCACAGACCUAAUCUUAGUGCCCAGAUGUUGUGGGACAGCCAUUCAAAACCUUGAAGAUCAAUCAGUGAAACACUCAGUUGAAGUGUAUUUGUGUAUUUUUGUGUUUUUUGAGUCCUACCCAGCGUUUCUCAGCUCGUUAUCACCCAGGGAAGUUCCAGGGAUUAGGAUGCAAACCCAGCUGUGAGGGCUGGUGAAGCCAGAGCUGUGCUGGAACCAUUCUUUGGGUGACUUUCCCCUUUUUCAGGACUGAGCUGGACUCCACCUCAGCCUCUCCAAAAGCAAAGAAAAGGCACAGGAGGGACAGAAGAUGGGUCAGGUUCUCCUGGGCAUUCCCAGGAAAACCUGCAUCAGGCUUGGAGACCACAGCCAUUCACUCACUCUGAAUUCCAGCAUCAAUUCAGCUUAAAAAACAAACAGUAUUCCAGUCCCUUAGUUUGCUCUGCUCUUGAUUAAUUAUUUUGUUCAGCAGACAUUUGAUUCCUGGAAAUCUCUUUGCUGAUUUUAGGUGCUUCAUCUCUAGUUCUGUUAGAGCAGAGAUGAAUUGUCCAGGCUUCUAUAAACAUGAUUCAAAUAAGUUCUUUAUUAAUUAGGCAUUUAACCCAUCUGUCACAAUGUCAUGUUUGUUGCAAGAAGCAAUUUUGUUCAUUCUUAUCAGCUUUAUUUGUAAAAGUAACCUCUGUUCUUGUGUUUUGUUGCAGAG